Molecule: messenger RNA, 1003 nt
Organism: Anopheles moucheti
Lineage: Eukaryota; Metazoa; Arthropoda; Insecta; Diptera; Culicidae
Product: 5-demethoxyubiquinone hydroxylase, mitochondrial-like
Exons: 3
Coding region: 242-817 (191 amino acids)
Biological process (GO): regulation of reactive oxygen species metabolic process; determination of adult lifespan; ubiquinone biosynthetic process
Cellular component (GO): mitochondrial inner membrane; nucleus
Molecular function (GO): 3-demethoxyubiquinol 3-hydroxylase activity
Source: RefSeq, a predicted model, not a curated record
CCGGCAAGCAGCUUAAAACAACAACGCGUUUCUUUGGUGCAAUACUGUGUGAAAUGUGUAAAAGUUGUUGUGAAAUAUCGUACCAUUAAGACUAUUUGGUGUCUUUUUUACUAAGCCGACUGAAAUUGGAGUACGUUGUGGGGUUAACAUAGUUUAUUCCUCAAAGCAAUAGGUUGGGGAGUAGCUGAAACUCAUUCUCAUCGUCCACAGCACAAUCCACGCGAUAAGGCAAGCUUAAAAUAUGCUACAAAUCACGAGAGGUGUGCACACCGGUCGUGAACUGCUGGCACAGCGCUGUUCGAAGCUGAUCGACAGUGUUAUCAGAGUGGACCAUGCUGGUGAGCUGGGAGCGAACCAAAUCUACCGUGGACAGAUGGCAGUUCUUGGACAUACCAAGGCGGGCAAAACCAUCCAGCACAUGUGGGAGCAGGAGAAAGCUCACAAGGAAGAAUUUGAUCGGCUAAUCAACAAGUAUCGUGUCCGUCCGACGGCUCUGCUACCGUUCUGGAACGUGGCCGGGUUUGCGCUCGGUGCCGGUACGGCACUGCUCGGCGAAAAGGCCGCCAUGGCGUGUACGGUCGCGGUCGAAUCGGUCAUAGUCGAACACUACAACGACCAGCUGCGCAAGCUGAUGGACGAUCCGACCUUCACCGAUAAGGAGCUGCUCGAUACGAUCCAGCGCUUCCGGGACGAGGAGCAGGAGCAUCACGACACGGGCAUAGAGCACGGUGCGGAACAGGCCCCGUUCUACCGUGCACUGACGGACGUCAUUAAGUUUGGUUGUCGUACAGCGAUCAAGAUUGCGGAAAAGGUUUGAAAUUCAUUCAGCCAUUUUGGUUCCUAAUCCCAAACGACUGUGGUGCAGGCACUUCACCAGUAAGGUUAAAUGUGCGUUUAAAUGUACUUGUUUGUCUUGAUAGCAUAGUUUAACGCAGUGUGAACGUCCCUUCACAAUUCUUUUAUAAUAAACUUAUUGUUGUGUGACCGUCCCUUCCGAAGACGA